Asterias rubens (European starfish) is the source of this 2663-nucleotide messenger RNA. RefSeq names its product late secretory pathway protein AVL9 homolog. NCBI's taxonomy places the organism in Eukaryota, Metazoa, Echinodermata, Asteroidea, Forcipulatida, Asteriidae. Gene Ontology annotation, cellular component: cytoplasm. The record is from RefSeq and is a predicted model, not a curated record. The transcript has 14 exons. The coding region runs from base 77 to 2374 and encodes 765 amino acids.
CCGAAAAUAAUUUUUGUUUACAAUCUCGACGAAAUACUUCCUGAAAGUACACAUUAGAUUAUCGACGAACAAAGUGAUGGAUGCAGAACUUGGCUCGAUUGUGGACGGCCCGAUUUUACACAUUGUUGUGAUUGGAUUUCAUCACAAAAAAGGUUGUCAGGUUGAUUUCUCGUAUCCACCAUUGGUAGAGGGCUGCAGUAGCGACAGCCCUGAGGUACCGCCCGAAUGGAAGCAUCUACCAUGUCAUGCCGUUCCAGACGGUGCACACAAUUACCUUGAAGACACGAUAUACUUCCAUUUACCAGGGAAAGGAGAGAGCCGGAACACUGUAUAUGGCAUUUCCUGCUACAGACAAAUUGACACAAAGGACUUGAUAAGUAAAGACAAGGAGUUCACUCGAGGCACUGUUCAGAAGAGUGUGUGUGUGCUCAGCAAACUGCCACUGUACGGUUUAAUUCAAGCCAAGUUGAAGCUCAUUACCCAUGCAUACUUCAGUGAGCGAGACUUCUCAAAGACGUCAAUUUUAAUGGAAUUGUACAAGAGUUUGAACGGGUCGUUGACCACUGGUCAUUUGGAUGAUUCUCAAGUCUUCCUGGAUCUGCCGCUCAGAGAUCUGGUGCUGACGUUCAAGCAUAAGGUUCUUGUGUUGUUCAAGCUGCUUCUAUUAGAGCGGCGUGUUCUGUUCUUUGCUCAGCCAGUUCAUACAUUAAGUACAUCCCUCCUAUCUCUUGUGUCGUUGUUUCCAGCCAUGCUGGAACACGGUCUUAUUGAAGCAGCAUCCUACAAACACUACCGCCCGCAAACUCCAACGUUAGAGCUGAGAGACUUCGGCAUUGACACCAAAGAAUACGAGAACGUCACCAUGUCGCACGUUCCCAACUACCGCAAGAAGAAGACGGAAGACACAAAUCUGAAAACUCCUUCUGGUGUGGAUAAGGACUCUCCAUUGGAGAGCCCUUGUAAUAACCUGAGAAAGACCGAUGAUGUAGGGUCAUUCCAGAGUAGCUUGGAGUCCCCCGGCACAAGGUCAGGGGACAGUACCCUCACCAGAGACUCAGCAAUCCCAGAUUCUAUAACUUCAUUAUCAUCCACAGAGAUGAGAAACUCGACAUCAUCUAUUCAACAAAGUGAUCCGACGAAUGUCGAUCUGACAAAUGCGGAGGACGUUAAGAGUAGUAGCAGGGACAGGACGGCCAGCCAAAGAGCCAGGUCGAAGAGUGGGGAGUCAAAGGAUGAGGCUACCACACCAGGGUCUACGAAAUCUCUUGAGGAAGACCUUCUAGCGAUGAUCGAUCAGGAGUUGUACGGGCCGUACUUUGAGGGAAGAAAACCGAGUCAAACGGAAGAGGACAACGUAGCUCAAACGGAGAAAAAGAAUAGCACCUCAUCAUCCACGGAAACGGAACCAAAGCAAACUGAGAAUGAUAGGGUAUUCAGUGAUCCAUUAACGAGGGGGAUUCAGAGUUCAUUGUCCAGGGACACGACCCCGGAUCAGAAGAAGAAGAAAGUGCCGUCAGACGAAUGUUGCGAGAAAGAGACGGGCCAGGGAUUAAGCGGCGCGGAGGAUUUUGUCGUUUUACACAACUGUCCCUCAGUGUCUACCAUUAAGGCAGAUGAUUUUGGUUUUCCAUUGUCGCUAUUCGGAAAGGGUUCCUUGUGUCAUCCAUACAUGGCUCUCCAGCAGCACGAUCUACUUCAAGAUGUCAACGUACGAUGUUUUCUCAUCGGUGCAUCCAACAUGCUCUUCAAACAACGCAGGCAUCUUAUAGAUGUCCUAGUAGAGGUGGAGGACGGUAAAGUCCUCGUUUUUGACAGCGAGCUUCGCAAGGAGUUGAGUCUCUCUACAGCGGAUUUAAGAUUCGCUGACUUCUUGAUCAAGCAUGUGUCGGAAAAGAGCCAAGAUUUGUAUCUUGAUAACACAGGUUGGGAAGGAGGUGAUGAAUGGAUCCGAGCUCAGUUCAAAGUGUAUGUCUUGUCUCUACUCUCCACUGGUCUGCAUCAGAAGCACGAGAGAAGUAUGAGCGAUUUCAACGACAGUUUUGUGAGCGCCUGGAAGACGACGCAUAACUACAGAAUCUGGAUGAGCAAGGAGCACCCUGGAAUUGACUUCAUUCAUGCUGGCCACCCUUUCCAAGGACAGCUUGGUAUGAACGACAUGAAGAUCAGGCUUCAAAGUGCUAUGCAAACGACGGACAGAGGAAAGAAACUAAACAGUGCCCUGAAUCGCACCAGCGUAGCCAUGUUGCACACGGGCAAGGCGGUUGGUGGCGCUCUGAGUAGCGCCAAGUCGGCCGUGUCGGCGUGGAUAUCCGGUCUGGCGUCGGAGUGGAAGGAUGCAGACGACGAUGCGGAUUAUGAAGAGGAUCAGGAUUAGUCAUCUACAGCUAAGCCUCAUCUCAGAUCUUCUAAAAAAAUACAGUUGCUAAUGGUAGAAAAUUUUUGAGAAACAACGAACGUUAUGAACUUGCCAGCCAAUGUUUUUCGUUUUCAUUUUUAAUUGCAAUAAUUAUAUUCUGCUAUGCAAAUUUUAAGUUGUCUCCAAAAUAUUGUGUCCUCCAAAGUGAACUGGUUAACACUUGAAGCAAUGGAGAUUUUAUUAUUGACCCAAUUCACCUGACGUCGUCAUCAGAAUAAUCUUGGAUGCGUCAUUUUGGUGGUCAAUG